CGAGGUUGGAACGAGUGAAUAGAGUUGGCUACAAAAUACAAUGAAUGGACGAUACAAGGUUUUAAAUCAAAUGCUCAUUUAUAAAACCUUACAGUGAUGUAAAUUUUGCUUGCACAAAGGGGAAUCAAGUGGGAUCAGUACCGUCGCAUGACGCACGUGGUUAUUCAUAACCACAGGUUUAUUUUUUCAAACGCACUCUCUCCCCGCUCUUCCCCUUUGUUGCAAGUGGAAUGUCUAACCAGCAAGUCGCAAAGGCUGCUGAUCGUCCACUCGACGAGUCUCGGUUUGACCAGUUGUCAUAUGACGUUGUUGCAAAGUCAUUCAAAGUGAUCAGCACCAUAUUCUUUCGUGAAAUCAGAACAAGUGGCUACCACCAGAUUCCUGCAGACAAACCAUGUAUCUUUAUCGUCGCCCCUCAUGCAAACCAAUUUGUUGAUCCCGGUAUGGUUAUGAUUACUUCACCGGUAAGGUUCUGUCCUUUAAUGGCAGCGUCGCAAUUCAAGAGAAAAAUUAUUGGAACGGCGGCAAGAUUGUUGCAUGCAAUUCCUGUUAUACGUCCGCAGGAUCUUGCUGCUCCGGGUGCUGGAAAAACUCAACCCAGGGAUUUGAUUAGUAUUUCAAAAACUAUCAAGGUGCAGGUCGAGGAAGUCAUAUCGGAGACUCAAAUCCGUUUGGCUUCACCUCUGAAUGAUUCCGACGUUGAAGCGCUGAACAAGGAAGAGGGAGUUAAAUACAAAAUUAUUCCUCAUGUUGAUCAACAUGACUUGUUUGACCAAGUUCACGAUUCGCUUGCUCAAGGCCGUUCCAUUGUGAUUUUCCCUGAAGGAGGCAGCCACGAUCGCUUGGAGCUUUUGCCCUUGAAAGUCGGUUUCGCACUGAUGGCACUUGGUGCCAUGGCAAAAUACCCAGAACUUGAUGUUAAGAUUGUGCCUGUCGGUCUAAAUUAUUUCCACCCACACCGUUUCCGUUCAAGAGCGGUUGUAUCCUAUGGAGCACCCAUCUCGAUUGAUAAGAAACUUGUGCAAGAUUUCAAAAAUGGCGGGGAAGCGAAAAGAGAUGCAACUUCCAAACUGCUUCAACAAGGUCGUGACGGAUUGAAGAGUGUUACGGUUAAUGCACCCGACUACGACGUCUUGCUGAUCAUCCAAGCAGCUCGGCGCCUCUAUGAACCAGCUCAUCGAAAGCUACGCCUAGAGCAAGUAGUGGAAUUAAACCGCAGAUUUUUAAUCGGAUGGACACAGUUCAAGGACGAUCCCAGAGUCAUUGAGUUAGCACGCAAAAUUCGAGCUUACAACCAGACGCUCAAAUACUUUGGCAUCCGGGAUCACCAGGUCGAAAAAACUUCAACGGCCACACUCAAUGCUGCCAAAACGUUGAUUGUACGAUUGUCCCAGCUAAUGAUGGUGGCUGCCGUAGGAUUGCCAGCGACCAUUUUGAAUUCUCCUAUCAUCCUCCUGGCAAUUUAUAUCAGUCAAAUCAAGCAGAAAGAGGCCCUCGCCAAUUCGUCUGUCAAAAUAGCGGCUCGUGAUGUGUUGGCUACAUGGAAGAUUCUUGUUGCUCUCGUCGCUGCACCACUCCUAUUUGGAUUUUAUUCCCUCCUCGCUACCUAUUAUCUUCAUACACGUUAUUCUCACUUAAGUGUUGGAAAUCUGAUCCUCAUAGGACUUGCACUUUGGAUUGGUCAGCCUAUCCUCUACUUCACAGUAUUGCGCUUGACGGAAAACGGAAUUGACAUUUACAAAUCGCUUGGACCUGUUUUCUUAGCUGUAUCGAACCCAAGUGCAGCAGAAAAUCUUCGCGCCAUGCGAAAGAAGUUAUCAGAAGACGUUACUGAAUUUGUUAACGAGGCUGGGCCACAAGCUUUGGAAGAUUUUGAUCCAAAGCGAUAUGAACGACAACCAUCGUUCGAUAGUAGCCUUACUGCAACAUCUAGGGCGGACAACUCAGCAUCCGGCUUUGGCUUCCUUUCUGGUGCCAAUUGGUUGGACGACAAGUGGCUCUUCCAGGCACUCCACUAUGACUCUGAGAGCGAAGACGAUAAUGAGGUCACAAAUUUGUGAGUCUUUAUGUAGUACUACUUUGGCAUUGAAUAAAAUCAUUUUUACUGUAUGUUGGUGGAUCGCUC
Molecule: messenger RNA, 2125 nt
Organism: Umbelopsis ramanniana AG
Lineage: Eukaryota; Fungi; Mucoromycota; Umbelopsidomycetes; Umbelopsidales; Umbelopsidaceae
Exons: 8
Coding region: 231-2060 (609 amino acids)
Biological process (GO): phospholipid biosynthetic process
Cellular component (GO): endoplasmic reticulum membrane
Molecular function (GO): glycerone-phosphate O-acyltransferase activity; glycerol-3-phosphate O-acyltransferase activity
Source: RefSeq, a predicted model, not a curated record